AUGCCAAAAAAAACAAAAGCUGCUGUCCGCAACAACAAGAAAGGCGUCGGCAACUUCAGUCUCGAACACCUGGGCAUUUUCGGCCCUGAGGCAGUUGCCGUGGCCAAACAAUUGCAAAAAGCAGUACACGCGAAUCGAAAAAAUGUCGAAAAGGAACUGAUUCGUGUGCUUCCACCAAAGUUUGCCGCCUUCGUUGCACGAUACAUCUGUGGAGAAGGGGCAGGAGCAUUCAAUUUUGCAGACUCAGAAAUAGACCUCGCCAUAGGGGCCGUCUCACUCACAUCAGUUGGGAAACAAUGGAGUCCCCAGCUCACCACGUUUUACAAGUGGUGGACUCGCGGGAGGCAUUUUUGCGAAGAACUGCGCGCGCUCGCGGCGCAGAUGGGAUGGGCAAAGUUUGCCUCAUACGCCAGUCGGGCGUUCUACGAAGAGGAUGUCGAGGGCAAGUCCGGUUCUGACUUCUGCUUACAGCUUCGUCAUCUGCGAAUCAUCCGCAAAACACAGCUCUCGCCUCUCACAAGCCAAGACGCCCUGCCGGACGACUACCAAUUCGACGCACACGGCUUGCUAGAGAGGCUCAACAUUGACGACAAGAAAUGGACUGUCAUUGUUCUUUCCAACGAGGCACCCACUCCACCAGACUGGCCUGAGGAGACGGAGCUUCUCAAACUUCCCGACGCUGGACACGACAAAAACAACAGCAAUUUCUUAGUCUUCCCUUGCCUGAAGUCGAUUUCGGUCGAUCCGCUCAAGUUCUGCGACAGAAUCCGAAACGGAUUGAUUUGUUUGACCGACGUCUCAACAGUGGUCGAAGAAGUCAAGGAGAUCGUGGAAGCCGCUGUUCUACGAUCCCGGCAUGGCAGUGUAAAAGGCACGAGCACCGAUGCCAGCGAGGACGGGAACAAAACGAGCGUGGACAACGUAGUCACAAAGACACGAGAAGCAGCUGAGACACUUGCGGGGCUAGCUUCCGCCUGUUCGAGUCGCCCAUCUUCAAAACAGAAUGCAUCCAGCCCCGACUACGCGCGGGCCGACGAGACUCGCGGUGCUGGCAGCCGAGGCAAUUAUCUCGAGCUCGUUCAGGGAGUGCCAACCACGCAUGACAUCAACACGCUCGACGACGGACAGUGGUUGAACGACGCGAUGGUUAAUUUUGGCCUUCUCACCAUCGGCCAACAGCAUCCCAGCAAUACAUUCUUCUUUAAUACAUUUCUCGUCGAGAAUUUGCUGCAAGGAACAUCCUGCGCCAAAUGGACAGAGGGCGUGGAUCUUUCGGCGUACGAUCACAUUAUCGUACCAGUCCACGACCCUCGGCAAAGGCACUGGUUCGGUGCAGUACUCUGGCGCAGCGCACCUAGCACUGCAGUUGGAAACACCAACGGUUUCGAGCUUACGUUUUUCGAUUCGUUGAGUACAAGAGGACACGACGAGUGUCGUGUGGCCCUGAAGAGGUAUUUCUCCUCUUUCCAACUUGUCGACCAGCCUCUCGCCCGUGUGCCCAAGCAAACCGACGACUGGAGUUGCGCAGACCACUUUCUCGACAGUACUGAAAAUUUCGUGCGCGAUCCGGCGGCGUUUAAGCGUGCCGUGAAAGAGGAAGCGGACAUUUCCUCGACACCAGACACAAGCAGCAGGCGCGUUGCCCUCAGGCGAGCAGCAGAGGAAAAGGGAAAGACAGUCGUGGCAGCAGUCGACACGGUCGAGUCCCCAGAGGAGACUACGGAGGAGUGUACCGUCAUCGACAUGGACAGAAUCCCGUUGGGGCCUGUCGGCACGAUUUGCCCGCCGCGCGUGGUCGACCACGGAGUUGUAGUCGCCGAUGCUUUUCCCGCCAACGAGACGAGCACUGACAAUACGCCCAGCAUCGCACUGUCAGAUGGUGUAGCACCAUCCGACACGCCGGCCAAUGAUGUCUUCUCACCGAGGCAGAAAGCAGAGUCACCAAGUGCAUUGCACAGUACGUCAGCGACUUCCAGCCCGCCAAUAAAUCAACAGCAAAAUCAAACAGUUCGCGACACGCCACCUACUGGCUCAAUUGGGGUGACGGGCGCCACGGAUCCAGUGCUUGUGGAUGGCACAUUGGACGAGUGGUUUGGGGAUUUCCUAGGCACAUAUGACAACGCAACUCCCGUGUCGCCUUCUUUAGUUUACUGCCAGAGAUGUUCCGGGCGAUUCGACCUACUGUUGAUCCGCCUGACGACACACAAGAGUUUGCCGGCGGCUUCGGAGAAGAAAUGA
Messenger RNA from Sporothrix brasiliensis 5110, 2238 nucleotides. RefSeq lists its product as uncharacterized. The transcript has 4 exons. The coding region runs from base 1 to 2238 and encodes 745 amino acids. The record is from RefSeq and is a predicted model, not a curated record. Gene Ontology annotation, biological process: proteolysis. NCBI's taxonomy places the organism in Eukaryota, Fungi, Ascomycota, Sordariomycetes, Ophiostomatales, Ophiostomataceae. Gene Ontology annotation, molecular function: cysteine-type peptidase activity.